Molecule: messenger RNA, 690 nt
Organism: Anastrepha obliqua
Lineage: Eukaryota; Metazoa; Arthropoda; Insecta; Diptera; Tephritidae
Product: probable salivary secreted peptide
Exons: 2
Coding region: 107-490 (127 amino acids)
Source: RefSeq, a predicted model, not a curated record
UCUCGUCGAAGCAACUGCACAUUUCUUUUUUUUUUGGUUUGUUUCUAAUAUUACAACUUACAUUUUUGCACAGUAGUAUACAAAAACCAAAACAAAAUUUGAAAUUAUGUGCAAAUUUUUAUUGUUAAUUUGCGUCUCUAUUGGCCUAAGUGACACAGUGUUAGUCGAACCGGCUAAAAUACCAGAAAGUCAUAAUGUAAUUUGGGGUGCCCGUGGCUCACGUGACGUACUCGUGAAGCGUGAAAUAGUCAAGGAGACAUUCAAGCCUUUGCGCAUUGUCUCAAGCGAUUAUGAGUUCACUCAGAAGUCUGAUCGCAUACCCUAUCCGCGCACCAUCACCCAGAUUGUUGUCACCGAUCAGUAUACCGAUGGCGACGGCGGAUAUGCAACACUCAAAAGCGGCGGACCGGGCAUGGAUUUUGCUGUUGUACACUUAAAAAGUCAGCGUGGUCAUGGUUAUCAUUUUACGAUUGACAUUUAUGGGCAAUGAAAAUAAAUUAUGUCGAUGUAUUGGGAGAACUACUAAAAUCUGUAUUUAGUUUUGUAGGCUGGCAAAAAUUUCGAUGGAAACAAAUUUAAUACGACUUGUUCGUACAGUUUAAGUCCGCAUGCUACACAAUUUCUUAAUGAUUACUUAGAUAUUCAUAAAGUUAUAAAAUUCGCAAAGGCUGACACUAAUUUUAGUCGUUU